Molecule: messenger RNA, 567 nt
Organism: Parascedosporium putredinis
Lineage: Eukaryota; Fungi; Ascomycota; Sordariomycetes; Microascales; Microascaceae
Source: the annotation of a GenBank genome assembly
AUGGGCGUCAGCUCCGCGCCCGGCGCCGGAAGCAACAACCUCUAUGUCGGAAACAACCAUAACCCUCACCAGCACCAGCACCACCAUCAACAACAGCAGCAGCAUCACCAUCACCACCACCAGAACCUUGCGCCAGACAUGGGCCUUAAUUGCAUGCCAAGACAGCACUCUACGCGUGCAAGCACGAGUAGCGUUUCGUCCUCAGCUUCAUAUGCCUCUAUGCCCGUAACAGCCACAUCAGCAGGUCUUCAGCAACCUGAUAGACGUGGUUAUCCGGACGCUAUGGAUGCCAGCCACGGCCUUCUUUCUAUGAGCCAGGAGACCCCCAGAAAUAUUUAUGGUCCGGGCCGAGGCCAACGGGGUUCCGCUGAUUCCUACGGUUUUCCUUCCACUCAUUCUACCAACUCCUCCAUCUCUUCCGCCAGCAACUACGGGUCCUACCGAGAAUCUUCCAUUAGCGACUACUCGACGAUGGGCUCUGAUCUAGACCUGUCCAGGACCCGGGCGCUUCCCCGGCCGCAGAAUAUGAUGACGAGCCAGGUCCCACCUGCCCCCAGUCACUCAUGA